Peronospora farinosa is the source of this 2493-nucleotide messenger RNA. The record is from the annotation of a GenBank genome assembly. NCBI's taxonomy places the organism in Eukaryota, Oomycota, Peronosporomycetes, Peronosporales, Peronosporaceae.
AUGCCUCGACAGAAUAUUGUCUUUAAGAUGACGAUUGUCACAGUGGAAUACGGUACGCACCCUUCCGUCCCUCAACUGUCGAAGACAGUCCAUUCUGUUGACAAGAAGUUAGAAGAUGGCGCGUUAAGAGCAGGACCACCUCCAAAAUUGCUGUCCCCUGAGGUCCUGGCCUUGUUGAUGCAAUACGCUGGUAUCGGAUUCAUCAAUGGAGUACUACCAGCAGUCAUCUACCCCGUGCUGCAAGGAUACCUCAAUGCUGAAGGAACUAUUAUCGUGUCUGCAACCGUGUUGCUGCAGCUACCGUGGUCCUACAAAGUGUUUCUAGGAGUCCUGAGUGAUUGCUUUCCAAUUGUAGGCUUUCGUCGACGACCCUACAUGUUGAUUGGGUGGCUGCUCUGCUGUUGCAUGCUUUUCAUGAUGGCGACUCUUCCCGACACAGCUCCGUACUAUGGCGACCCAAGCAUGCACUUCACGAGCCCCGACGAAUGGACGGAGACGCAACGCAAGAGCAUUAAUCCCAAUGCACCUGACGCUGCGGGCAAAUACGUGAUCCCAAUGAUGAUGGUCGCCUUCGGAUAUUUGCUAGUAGAGGUUCCGGCUGACGCUGUCACUAUCGAGUACUCACAGCGGGAGCCAGUCAACGCGCGUGGUCAUCUGCAAUCGUGGAUCCACAGUCUUCGCAUGGGGUUCAGCGCUUUAGGAGCCCUCGUCGUUGCAGUUGCGUUUAACGGUGUCGAGUACGGUGGCUCUUUUGACUUCUCGCUCACUUUCCCGCGGUUAAUGUUUUUCAUGGGCUGUGUCUGCCUUCCUCUGGGACCUGCUGCUUGGUUUCUUGUUUACGAGAGUCAAGUUGACCCACCCAAGUUUCGCGUGUACAUGGCUCAAUUUUGGAAAGUCUUACAAAAGCGAGCUGUGUACCAAGUCGCUGCCUACAAAUUCUUCUCAGGUGUGUGCAACAACUUCAAUAUUGUUUCUUCAAGUAACAUGAAGUUGUACUGGGUCCACGCCACACCAUUCAAUGCGAGUAUGAUGGCUAUCGUAGGGACCUUUACCUACGCUGGCACACUGGCUGUUAUGGCACAGCGCGGACUACGCUGGAAUUGGCACAUUGCUAUCGCCACAACUGUCAUCUUUGGUGUUGCCACUGAUUGUUUAAUGACAAUGAUGGUCACAUGGGACAUCAUUCGCAGCCAAUGGUUCUGGCUUGGAGUUCCAAUCAUCGGUGAAGUUCCGCAUGCUGUGCGUUUUAUUGUGAGCAACUACAUCGUAGUGGAGCUUGUUCAAGAGGGCACUGAAGGUGCACUUUAUGGGUUGUUAACAACGACUAACCACGUCGCCGCCCCUUUCGGCCGCACUACUGCCAAGAUCAUCAAUGCACGUUUCCAUGUUUGGAAGAACGACAUCAUUGCCGACACGUACGAGACGCGUCGAGAUGUGACUUUUACAAUUUGGCUUUGCUAUGGCAUGAAGUUCGUCUCGCUGAUUUUUUUACCGUUGCUUCCAAACCAAAGAGAUACAACGCAAGCUCUUUGUCGUCAAGGGGAAGUGAGCAAAUGUAAGGGUAUGUGGAUGGUAGUAAUCCUAUUAGUUGCGUUGGUGUGGUUUACUGUCGUAAACGUGUUGAGCAUGAACCCAGCGACAAAAUGUUGGACGAUCACAGGAGGCUCGUCGCUAUUACAAGGCUCCAACAUUCCCAGUAGUAAGCUAAGCUCAUUUCAAGACGACGAUGACAAAGGUCUAGUUCGACUGGCAAAGCUGAUGGCUCAACAAGGUCUCUGUUCUCGUCGUGAAGCUGAUGCGUACAUCCAAGCAGGAGAUGUGCUGGUGAAUGGCAAACAAGUGCAGGCUAAAUGGAUUACAGUGCCUAGAGACAGUGAUGUUCGUCUAGACUUUCGAGCUCAAAGGCAUCAGAAUGAAAAGGUGACGCUAAUACUGAACAAACCAUUGGGCUUUGUGUCGUCCCAGCCUGAGUCGAACAAGACACCAGCUGUUCGACUGCUUACCUUUGAAAAUGAGUGCCAAGUCCUUAGCCGUGUCAAGCCUCGACAGAAUGCGGAACCUCUGAGUUUGCAGAAAAUGGCGGUAUGUGGUCGUCUGGACGUCAACUCGUCGGGGUUGCUGCUCUUUACGCAAGAUGGAAAAGUGGCCAAGAAGCUGUUGGACCCCAAGGGUGGGAUCGAGAAGGAAUAUCUCGUGCGUGUAGACCUCAAUCUGGAUCCAGUAACAGGUGAGAUUCGUAAGAAGGUGGAGAUGCUGCGGGCUGGUGUGACAUCUGAGGAAGGUAUCACAUACCGAGCCAAGUCGGUGGAAGUGCUGAACGCGAAUCAGUUGCGAGUGAUUCUUACGGAAGGAAAAAAUAGACACCUUCGUCGCAUGUGCGAACAUGUCGGACUGGGUGUGGUGGCUCUUAAGCGUGUUCGGAUUGGAAGUGUGAAGCUAGGGUCAUUGCCUGUUGGGCAAUGGAGAUACUGGCAACCAACUGACAGAAUUUAG